Messenger RNA from Dictyostelium purpureum, 1413 nucleotides. RefSeq lists its product as uncharacterized. The transcript has a single exon. Bases 1 to 1413 code for a protein of 470 amino acids. Lineage: Eukaryota; Evosea; Eumycetozoa; Dictyosteliales; Dictyosteliaceae. The record is from RefSeq and is a predicted model, not a curated record.
AUGAAAUUUCAUAGAAAUGACAUUAUUAAUAAUUUAAUUUUUGUAAAUUGGCAUUGGUUCAAAACAGUAUCAAAUAAUAUCACAACAAUAACAAAUUUUAAUUUCAAUUUAGAUCAUUCACCAAUAAGUUUAAGAAAAUUUAUAAAUCUUACUAACCCAAAUCUUAAUAACUAUAAUAAUUAUAAUUAUAAUAAUAAUAACAAUAAUAAUAACAAUAAUAAUAACAAUAAUAAUAACAAUAAUAAUAACAAUAAUAAUAACAAUAAUAACAAUAAUAAUAAAAAAAGCAAUAUUUACCAAUUAUUAAAUAAUGAUAGUGACACAGAUAAUUAUAUUCAUUUUAACAAUUACAAUAACAAUAACAAUAACAACAACAAUAAUAAUAAUAAUAAUAAUAAUAAUAAUAAUAAUAAUAACAAAAAAUUUAUUUUUAUAAAAAAUGAAAACAUUCAAUGUUUAAUAUUAGAUAUUACAAAUUUUUUUUCAUCAAUUGGAACAUUUUUAUUAAUAUCAAAAUCUAAGAAAUUCAUUGAAUGUUUAAACUAUAAAAUAAAAAAUCAAUACCCAAAUUUAAAAAAAAUAGUAGUUAAUAACGUAGAUCUGCAAUUCCAAACUGCGCUGAUCAAUGCAAUCGAUUUUAAUGGACCUAUCAAAAUAACAUCGUAUUCGAUGAGUGCCCUUAAAAAUGAAGAUGGUUUUGAUAUUGAACAAUCGGACAUCGAAAAGGAAAUUGAUCGACUAUUUUCAAAGUCAGAAAGAGAAAUGUGUUAUCAUAAAGAGAUUCUAUCUUUAGAGGGUUACAAAAUUGUAAACUAUACUGAAAGCAUUCCAUUGACAGAUAGAGUCAAAUUUAUAAAUUAUGUUAGUUUUAUUAUGGGAAAACCAGAAGCUAUUUUCAGGCUCCUUGACAAACGAGAUAAAAUAAUUAUUGUCGUCCACGACAACGUUCAACUAUUCACUCAAGUUUACAAAAUGGUUAGCAAUGGUACUUUAAAUGGAAACAGUUUAAAACAUACACGAUCAUACAGCUUCAACUACAUGGAUUUCAAAGGAUUACACUACUUUUUAAAACUAGUACCAAAUCUAAAAGAAAUCUUUUUAAGAUUCUGUCUCGAUCACUUAAACUAUAAGUUUAUGGAUGAAAGCGAUUCAAUUGAAGAAUUUCCACCAUGUAAAAACUGCGGCCACAGAAACCCAGAUGCAAAUGAUGAAUACUGGCAUUCAAUUUGUAGCUACAUACUCAAUAGUAAAACAUUAACUAGAUUUGUCCUUGUACAUGGGUGCAGAGGUGUAAUCUUUGGACACCCUAUUAGCAAUAGACUCUCAAAUGGCUUUCAAAAACAAUAUAAUAUCUUAUCUGCCAACAAACACAGCAAAGUAUUGAAUACACAAUUCAUUGUACCAAGCGAAUAG